AUGGCCUCUCCCACUGCCGUCCCGGCAACCCCUCGCGUGAUCUCCCCGACACCAUCUGUCUCCGAUCCGUCAGAAGGCCCUGAUGGAUACUUCGCACCAGUGACACGUUCAGCAGCUCGGCGGCAGCGCACUGAAACACCAGGGUCGAGUUCCAGCUCAGCACGUGCGCCGAGGUCCUCUACAACACCAUCCGCGCGCACCCGCCGAUCAAACCCUAAGAUACCCGCUUCACCGCCGCAUUCACCAAAUGGAACCGCCUCGAAGGACUACUUGUCACCAUUGAGCAUUCCGGAAGCGCUGCGCGACUUGUCAAGAUCGCCAUCGCCCCUCGGACUGAUCCCCCUCCACUCGCGCUACCGGAGUUUCAUUCACCGCCAUGAAAUCCCCCGCAAGCUCUUGCACGUGUCAAUAGGAUUCCUUACUCUGUCCUUAUAUACCCAAGGCAUUCAGACACUGCAGAUCACGCCUGUGUUAUUCACUGCGUUGGUGCCCAUCGCGGCAACCGACCUGAUGCGUCACCGCUCCGAGAAGCUCAACAAGAUCUAUAUCCGCUGCAUGGGUGCUCUCAUGCGCGAGACCGAGGUCAGCGGCUACAACGGUGUGAUUUGGUACCUCCUUGGAGCGUAUGUGGCCCUUCGAUUCUUCCCUAAGGAUGUUGGCGUCAUGAGUGUGCUCCUGCUUAGUUGGUGUGACACUGCUGCCUCCACAUUCGGCCGUCUUUACGGCCGUUAUACCCCUCGCCUUCGACCAGGAAAGAGUCUGGCUGGCACUCUGGCCGCUUGGUUUGUGGGUGUGGCCACAGCUGCUGCAUUCUGGGGCUGGUUCGUGCCCUACAUCGGAGCCUUCCCCAAUGACCCGGAAGACGCCUUCAUGUUCACGGGUCGCUUGAACCUGCUGCCGAACUGCAUCCGUGGUCUCUUGGGAUGGGAAGCGAGUGACUCGGCAGUCAUCACUGGUCCUCUGGCCCUUGGAGUUAUGAGCGUUGUUUCUGGCGUUGUUGCCGCCGGCAGUGAAUUCAUCGAUCUGUUCAGCUGGGACGACAACCUCACCAUCCCCGUGCUCAGUGGAAUUGGACUUUGGGGCUUCUUGAAAGUCUUUGGUUAG
Messenger RNA from Penicillium olsonii, 1104 nucleotides. The record is from the annotation of a GenBank genome assembly. NCBI's taxonomy places the organism in Eukaryota, Fungi, Ascomycota, Eurotiomycetes, Eurotiales, Aspergillaceae.